Phialemonium atrogriseum is the source of this 990-nucleotide messenger RNA. RefSeq lists its product as uncharacterized. NCBI's taxonomy places the organism in Eukaryota, Fungi, Ascomycota, Sordariomycetes, Cephalothecales, Cephalothecaceae. The record is from RefSeq and is a predicted model, not a curated record. The transcript is spliced from 3 exons. Bases 1 to 990 code for a protein of 329 amino acids.
AUGGCAGGACUCUCGAAUGCGUUAAGUCAGGUCUGGCCGCCCAAGCCACAGUUUACCGAGAAGGAUUUGCCUGAUCUACGCGGCAAGGUCUACAUUGUGACCGGCGCAAAUACCGGCGUGGGCAAGGAGCUUGCUCAGAUACUCUACGCAAAGCAUGCCAAGGUCUAUGUCGCAGCACGAUCCGAGGAGAAGGCCAAGGCCGCCAUCGAGGCCAUCAAGUCCUCCAGCCCGGACUCGAAAGGUGCCCUCGCACUUCUCCGCCUCGAUCUCGCCGACCUGACGACCAUUAAGAAAUCCGCCACCGACUUCCUCUCCCAGGAAACCAAGGUGCAUGUCCUCUUUAACAAUGCGGGCGUCAUGACCCCGCCGCAGGGAUCCAAGUCCGCUCAGGGCUACGAGCUGCAGCUGGGCGUCAACAACCUGGGCACCUUCCUCUUUACGAAGCUGCUCACGCCAGCCCUGGCCUCCACCGCCCGCGACGAGCCGCCCGGCACUGUGCGCGUGGUGUGGGUGUCGUCCUCGGCGGCCGAGCACUUUUCCCACACGCCCGGUGGCGUCGACCUGGAGAACCUCACCUACGAGAAGCAGGAUCUCUCCGCGGCGACAAAGUACGGCACGAGCAAGGCCGGCAACUACCUGCACGCUACCGAGUUUGCGCGCCGCCACCGUGACGACGGCAUCGUCAGCGUCUCCCUCAACCCGGGCAACCUGAAUACCGAGCUCGCGCGUCACCGGACGGCGUUUGAGAAGUGGUUCCUGCAGACGGUUGUGCAGUACCCUCCUAUCAUGGGGGCGUACACUGAGCUCUUUGCUGGACUGUCGCCGCUGGUCACGGUGGAGAAGUCUGGAGAUUGGAUCGCCCCUUUCGGCCGAUUUGCGCCGAUACGACAGGACCUGCUUGAUGCUUCGAAGCCGGAGAGCGAGGGGGGUACUGGCACGGCUGAGAAAUGGUGGAGUUGGACUGAGGAGCAGGUGAAGCCGUACCUCUGA